Molecule: messenger RNA, 968 nt
Organism: Pisolithus orientalis
Lineage: Eukaryota; Fungi; Basidiomycota; Agaricomycetes; Boletales; Pisolithaceae
Product: Calcipressin-domain-containing protein
Exons: 2
Coding region: 203-922 (239 amino acids)
Biological process (GO): calcium-mediated signaling
Cellular component (GO): nucleus; cytoplasm
Molecular function (GO): nucleic acid binding; calcium-dependent protein serine/threonine phosphatase regulator activity
Source: RefSeq, a predicted model, not a curated record
GAUGCUUUGCCAUGCGACUCGUGCGACUCGGAAUUCCCAGAAACAGCACCGCACGGUUGACGGUACCCUAAAACUAAAAGACAGACGGCUUGCCAGCACUGCCACGGCUGUGGAGAUCACAUAAUCCAGGUUGCUGGAGAGUAUAACACUGGCGGCUGAUUUGAUUGCUGACCUCCACUCCAAGAACCACUGUAGAGCAGCCAUGCUAUCUUCGCCAGUGUCUAUCAUCCCUCCCACAUCACGAUCCGGGCCAACGUCACCCUCAGCCGUUCAGCCCACCAACACGCUUAUCAUCACCCAAGUGCCACGAAGCUUUUUUGAGCCGGUUAUCCUUUGGGCGCUUCGUGAAUACUUUGCUGUGUACGGGGAGAUCGCUCAUUGGGUUCCGAUAUCUUGUUUCUCCCGUAUACUUUUGGUAUACAACGAUGUCGAGUCUGUGGAACAGGCUAAGGCCAACAGCGACCCUUUGGUCAUCCAACCGGUUCAUGGGCAGCAAACCAUUCUCCGAGUGUACCGUGCAGAGCCAAAUCCGACUAUCAGUCCAUCUUCACCAACCUCCGAGGAUCAGUUCCUCAAACCUCCCCCGUUGGAGAAGAAUUUCCUCAUUUCCCCACCGGGAUCGCCGCCAGUUGGUUGGGAGCAGAUACGUGAGGACCCGCCGAACUCCGUCGCACUCGCAGAGGACCUCGUCGCUGCUUUGAACAAGUUGAAAUGCCGAGAGAAACGUGGGGUUCGGGAGGUGUUGCUCGAGCCCGAAGAUGGGAUUGGUGUUGGUGUAUAUGUCGAGGAUUGCGACGGGGAGGAUGAACUAGACGAUGAAGAUAAGGAAGAAGAUUGGGAGUACGGCACGCCCAACCCAUCGCGGAUGCAUUGGAAACCACUCCCUACAUCCCUACCCCCGAUGCCAGUGACUUUGCGUUAGUUCACUGCGAGUAUCGUUACGCGAUGACCGACUGCGAAAAACACGU